CAUUAUAGCACCCUUUGGCACCCGCGCCUGUCGCUACGUAAUCAUAGAUUAGAUGCAACGCCUCAUUCAUGCUUCGUGGCCUUCUCAUGCUGUACAAUCACAAGCAACGCACCGCAUUCAUACUCUAAAUCUUUCUUCGCCCACGGGCGCGUUCGCCUUUUUUAUUUUCCUUUCCUUGUGUACGUUGCACCAAAUUAAUUGACAUCUCAAAUGAGCGCGCUUUAAUUCUACAAACACUCGCCUUUCAUCGCUGCAUCUCCGCAGUCGCGAGUCGCAUCAAGCAACCUCUCCCCUCCGCCAGCAUGGCUAUCGAACCGCCCGCGGAGUUUCUCAAGCCUUUAUGGGCUUGGGCUGAAGCAACGCCAGUCUACAUUCUUCUGUCAUUAUUUAUCGCAUUUAUUGCGCUGGCACUUCUUGGGCUCUAUGUCAUCCUCCAUCUCGUCGCGCCAAAGCCUCGACCCGUCUACGCCUCCGAAAAGACCUACGUUACCAGCCAUCCCACUGAAGGGCGCACACAGCCUCAAACUCUCCCCUGCUGGUACGAUCGCUGGCUCGCUGAGCGACAGGCUAGCGAGCAGCACGUCCGCCCCGAUGAAGCAUUCCCUACUCCCGAUGCUGGAAACAUCGAACCCGCCGAAGUGCGUCUGAGCGUUGUCUUCCCAGCCUACAACGAAGAAGAUCGCGUUAUCCCGACCCUCGAAGAGGCUGUCACUUAUCUCGAUGAACACUUUGGCCGAACCAAACAAGCUGGACCUAGCGGAGCGAGUCCUACGACUAAGAGACAUGUUCGGAACGCUCCUAAGGAGGAUCUCGGCGGAUAUGAGAUCUUAGUUAUCGAUGAUGGAAGCAAGGAUAAGACAGUGGAUGUUGUCCUCAAGUUUGCCCAAGAACACGGCCUCCAUGACAUUCUUAGAGUUGUCUCACUUGCUCGCAACAGAGGCAAGGGCGGAGCGACUACUCAUGGUUUCCGACAUGUGAGGGGCGAAUACGUCCUAUUCGCUGAUGCUGAUGGCGCAUCCCGUUUCUCCGAUGCUGGUAAGCUCAUUGAAGGAUGCGAGGAGGUAGUUGAUGGAUCGUACCGCGGCGUUGCUAUUGGAAGUCGAGCUCAUCUCGUCGGCAGCGAAGCCGUUGUUAAGCGCUCGGCUCUACGAAACUUCCUCAUGCGAUCUUUCCAUCUCGUGCUCAUGAUCCUCACACCCCCUGCAACAUCGCGCAUCCGCGACACCCAAUGCGGCUUCAAGCUCUUCUCGCGAGCAUCCCUCCCACACAUCAUUCCCUACAUGCACACUGAGGGGUGGAUCUUCGACAUCGAGAUGCUCAUGCUCGCAGAGUCAGCACCCGCGACACCAGUUCUUGGCCACGAUGGCAGUGUUAUUGGCACCAGUCCCGGCAUCAAGGUUGCUGAAGUGCCCAUUGAGUGGCACGAGGUUGGUGGCAGCAAGCUCAACGUCAUUCAGGACAGUAUCAAGAUGGCUAUUGGCCUUGCGGUGCUGAGAGCGAGUUGGAUGUUUGGUGUCUAUCGAAGACGAUUGACAUAGGAUGGAGGUCAAGGGAUCAGGCAGGAUAUGAGCGUGAAUGCUCAGUAAUAGCAAUGAUCAUGUCUAGUUGAAUAAAACACACAGUCGACAAAUUUAUCGAUUAC
This is a messenger RNA of Fusarium oxysporum Fo47, 1642 nucleotides long. RefSeq names its product dolichyl-phosphate beta-glucosyltransferase. Lineage: Eukaryota; Fungi; Ascomycota; Sordariomycetes; Hypocreales; Nectriaceae. Gene Ontology annotation, cellular component: endoplasmic reticulum membrane. The record is from RefSeq and is a predicted model, not a curated record. The coding region runs from base 303 to 1538 and encodes 411 amino acids. The transcript has 3 exons.